AUGGGAAGCUGCUGCAGUUGUCUGUGCAGAGACAGCAUCCCAGACAACCAUCCCACCAAAUUUAAGGUAACGAACGUGGAUGAUGAAGGUAACGAGCUGGGAUCUGGGAUUAUGGAGCUGACGCAGACGGAGCUCAUCUUGCACACUCACAAGCGAGAUGCUGUCAGGUGGCCCUACCUCUGCUUGCGCCGCUAUGGCUAUGACUCCAACCUCUUCUCCUUCGAGAGCGGCCGUCGCUGCCAGACGGGGCAGGGGAUUUUUGCCUUCAAGUGUUCCAGAGCAGAGGAGAUCUUUAAUCUGCUUCAGGACCUGAUGCAGUGUAACAGUAUCAACGUAGUGGAAGAACCUGUUGUCAUCACCAGGAACAGUCACCCUACGCAGCGUGAGCUCUCCCGGACCCCCCAGGCACCCAACAGUCUGGGGUACACUGUCCCAGGAUUUCCCAAUGGAUUUCACAGCUUCCCUGGAGAAACCCUAUCAUACUCCGCAGCCCGCCACCCCUCCGUGAGCAGCCUGAGGCAUUCCUCUGUGGGCGAAGACUCUACUCAUGCCCUCAUCGGGCCUGAUGAGCAGUCCCACACCUACGUCAACACGGCCAAUGGUGAUCAGGAGCUGAGGGGCCGACAUUGUAUGCACUCCUUGCCUGAAGUCCACCCUCCUUUCCCCCAUAGGAACCACAGCUGCUCUCUUGAAGACCGCAAUCCUCAGGUCUUUCUGCAGCCAGGGGAGGUUAAGUUCGUGUUAGGUCCCACAUCCAACUACAGACGCGUCUGUUGGCACCGCCGGGAGUGCAGGACGCACUUCUGCCCCCCCAACAACAACAACAACGAGUGCGAGGAGGAGUGCCCUUCAUCCCAGUGCGUCUACGAGAACGUCAACGGCUUGCUGCCCCCCAGCACCUCCUCUCUCUGCCGAGGCGGGCGCUUGAAAAUCACCCGGGAGGACGCGGGCUUACCUGGCUGCUCCCAUCGCAGAACGGCGUUGCUGCACUAUGAGAACUUGCCGUCACUUCCCCCAGUGUGGGAGUGCCAGCCGCUCCGGCGGGGCGAGGAGGAUGUGGGCACUGGGGACGUGCUGACGCCUUCCCCCAACGGCUAAUCCGAGGCUGGGGGAGAAGAACCGUCCUUCAACUUCGACUUCCCCCGGCCCUGUCCAGAGCAGCCGCGGCAACUCAACUACAUCCAGGUGGAGCUGGAGGCUGAGCCACGCAAGGGACAUCAGAACCCACCGGUCCCCCGUGUCCCACCUCCUGCCACCCAUGAAGCCCGACGGACGGACUCCUACGCGGUCAUUGACCUAAAAAAGACAGCGGCCAUGUCCAGUUUGCAAAGGGCCCUGCCGAGAGAUGAUGGGACUUCACGGAAAACUCGACAUAACAGCACUGACCUGCCUCUGUAA
Molecule: messenger RNA, 1398 nt
Organism: Cariama cristata (Red-legged seriema)
Lineage: Eukaryota; Metazoa; Chordata; Aves; Cariamiformes; Cariamidae
Gene: FRS3
Product: fibroblast growth factor receptor substrate 3
Exons: 6
Biological process (GO): cell surface receptor protein tyrosine kinase signaling pathway
Cellular component (GO): cytoplasm
Source: RefSeq, a predicted model, not a curated record